Messenger RNA from Alosa alosa (allis shad), 1461 nucleotides. Its product is annotated as consortin-like. Gene Ontology annotation, cellular component: trans-Golgi network; transport vesicle; plasma membrane. The record is from RefSeq and is a predicted model, not a curated record. Gene Ontology annotation, molecular function: connexin binding. The coding region runs from base 1 to 1449 and encodes 482 amino acids. Lineage: Eukaryota; Metazoa; Chordata; Actinopteri; Clupeiformes; Clupeidae. Gene Ontology annotation, biological process: positive regulation of Golgi to plasma membrane protein transport. The transcript is spliced from 9 exons.
AUGAACCAGAUGAACCCUGCAUGGUCAUCAGCCCCAGCAGCCAAUGGACGAGGGACAAGCUCAGGGCGAGGAGCCCGUAAGGCGCGGUCAGGGAGGAGCGGACCUCCUCCGCAACCGCGGCGACCACCCCGUGUCCGUGUCGGUGCCGGCGUCAGGCUUGCACAGCCCGGACGAGAACCAGAACCAGCUGAUGGAGGAGGGCGAGGAGGUGGUGCUGGGGGAUCGCACGGGAGGAGGAGCCAACUGCUCGAACAGCAGGACUCCGUCAACAACAACGGCAGCUGUGAGGAAGAGGAGGAGAGGGUGGGGGAGGAGGAGGAGGACAGCUCCAAAGUGGAGGAGGAAGGUGAGGAAGAGGACAGUAACAGCAGAGCCUUCUCACCGGAUCCUGACAGCCAAAUCAGAGACUCUUCCUCUUGUAGUCCUACAGGUGUUGAGGAGCUGGUGAGCAGUCCCGAGGAGUGUCCACAGGUUGGCAGUGUAGAGGUCCAUGCAGAGGAGGGGGAUGCCCUGAGGCCGACGGGAGGUGGUCUCCCCGGCUUCUCACCUGCCCCUGCGCUUGACCUGGGGGAACCCUGUGACAACGCCCUGCUGCCUCACCGCCUACACCAGAUUGCUGAAGCCUUAGUCCAUGAAGAAGAUUAUGAGCGGGCUAUCCGCUUCAUUCAGCUAGAGCGACUGUACCACGAGAGACUUCUGGCCAACCUGGCUUCCCUACAGGAACAGUGGGAGUGCAGAUGGAGGUGUGCUGGGGGGUCCGAGGGGCCGACUGCAGAUAGGACCCCCAUCGACCCUGACCAGCUGGAUCGCCUCUCCCACAUCUGCAGGACACACAGACAGCCAUCAUUGAGAGCACAACAGUGUGAAGUAGCGGACAAAGUGCAGAAAAACAGUGUGAUCUGCCGGCGAUCGCGAGCGGAGGAGGAAGAGGAGGAGAGAUUGAGCACACGACGACUCCCAUGCGACACAGGCAGCGCGGCUGAUUCAGCACGAGUGACUAUGGAGAAGGAGAGAGAGACCUCCCCACAGCACACCGACUCCACAGAUGGCCAGCAGAUGGCGGCAGAGAGCAGCCAGUCCCCACAGCCCUCCCCUCACCCUCCCACAGAGACUCUGACUGGCUCUGCUGGCCUGAGUGACAGGCCACCCUCCAAUGACUGUGCUGCAGAGGGCGGGCCGGGGGCAGAGCUUUCAGCAGCAGCAGCAGCAGAGGCGGCAUCAGCAGGAGAGACUCCGAGAGACGGCAAGCCAGCGGAGGAUUUCCCAGAAGCCCCAGCGGCGGCAGCAGCAGCAACCGAUGCAUCACGCUCCCCCAGCAGGGAGGGGCCGGGAGAGGAGGAGGAGGAGGAGGAAGAGGAGAGGCAGGCGCUGGCGCUGUCUCCGCAGCAGCAACAGCACCCGCCGCCUCACACACAGCCCAGCCUGAGCCAGCACAUGGAGCCAGCAUGAGCACACCCACGC